GAAUCUUUUCCAGUCUUUUGUAUUGCGUCACGAUUGAUGAUUAGACUGAAAAACAAAGCACGUGAGCUGGUUAAGCAGGAUCUUGACAAUUUUAAAGAAGAGAAGUCAGCCUUUGAAAAGUUGUCCAAAACCCUAGAUAAAGUCCACUUUGGAAGCGCGGUUAAGUUGAACGUCGGUGGAACAGUAUAUAAAACCACACUGGACACCCUGAGGAAAAAUCCAGAUUCUAUGCUGUGUGCGAUGUUUUCCGGAAGGCAUGAGCUAAAACCAGACGGCGACGAUGGGGCAUAUUUUAUUGACCGCGAUGGUAAACUCUUCCGUUAAGUGUCAUACAAGCCAUAAUGAUGCAUGCAGUGGAAUCUUCACUCUCGCGCGCUCAUGCUUACAAGGGAAAUGAUAAAUAAAUAUGCAUUCAUCAUGGUCAGGACAGAACAGAAGUGAGGGCUAUUUCAGAUAGUUAACCGCUUAGCCUUACAUACUUUCUUAAUUAUGAUAUUUUGGCCUAACGCAAGUCCUAAUCUGGGGAAUCUCUUAUAGGGUGAUUAAAAUAGAAUGAGAGCAUAGAAAGAAUCAUAAAUAAAAACAUAUAUUUCCAUGACAUUUACCCCAUUGCUUGACGGUAAAACGAAGCAGACUCGAACUAAUCUAACACUAACACUAAUCUAUGAUUACUAGAAGUCAGUAAAAAUAUGCGUCACGCAUAAUCGGGCCUUACCAACUGACUGUCAUGUCUCGGACGCACAAGGUGGGACAGGAGAAUGUGGUACGGUGGAAGCCACCACCUCAAAUAUCAAAUACCCCACCCUCCCAAUCCCCCCCUCCCAAAAAAAAAAACAGCCGUAACUUAAUCACAUCGGAAUAAAACUUUGUCCUGCAGCUGGCCUAUCUUUCUGAAACAUUGCCGAGCUAUCUGAUCUAUAGUUUUUUAACUAAAAUUAUACACUUAGGUACAUAUUGAACUACCUUCGCCAUGGCGUGCUUCGUUGCCCAGAAAAGAAAACUCGUGGGGAAGAGCUUCUUGAUGAGGCCAACUUUUAUCAGAUUCAAGGGAUAAUCACUCAACUCAAAGGCAACCUAACCAUCUUAUCCAGUAUAAUAAAGGAAGAAAGUCAAGCUUCGACUAUUAUGUCAUGGUUGCCGCCUGGGGCUUCUUGUACCUUGCUGUUCCGAGCCGCCACAGAGGGGAAAAAUGCUGCAACCUUUCACCGGUGCUGUAAUAAAAAAGGACCCACCCUUGUAGUGAUGCAAAGUGGAAGUUCCAUAUUCGGAGGCUAUACCUCAAAGUCAUGGUCUUCAGGUGAGUAAUAGUUUUACUUUGAAUUUAUUAUUUAUAGUCUAUGGAAUACGUGAUUUAGUUGCCAAUACGUCAGUCGCUGUCAACACAAGUCUUAUUAUUUAUUCACUUAUUUAUCAUAAUUAUUUAUUGGUUAUUUAUCUAUCUAUUAUUAGCUUCUUCUCAAACUUUCACUGGUGACACUGGGUCCUUCUUAUUCACACUGGUGAACCCCACUGGAAACCAAGCGGCAAAGCUCGAUUCAAACCCAGAUGGUGGUAUACGAUGUUCCAGUGAUAAGGGACCGAGCUUUGGUAACGCGAAGAAUUAUGAUCUACAGAUCUGGUGUAAGGAUGAAAAAGGUUAUCUUGAUCUUUGUUAUGGCUUCCGCCGUCCCGAAUCUGUAGACAAAAAUAAGUACUUCACAGGCUCGAACGGUUUUGAGAUCACUGAUCUAGAAGUAUAUGAAAUUAUGUUUUAGAAUCAAAUCUCGACAUUAUAAAAUGAGUAUCAGUUCAUUUACUGUGCGUGGCCUUGUUUACGCUAGUAUGUUUUUAAUAUGGUACAUUUUUGCUCCGUCUGCUUAUUGCAUGGGAUUGCGCUUCUCUUAAUCAUGAAUAUUUAUUCAGUUUAUUCUAUUUAGUUCGGUGUCGGGCAUUUUAACUUAAUUCAGGGUUAUAUGAAUAAGUUUGUUUUUAGAUCGGUUCGGACAUCAAAAGUUCCCCUAUAUCUCAAAUAUUUUUUGUUGAGGGACACAGGAUGGUGAUUACAAGCUGUCAGAACAGCUGGACACACUUUAGAUUCUACUAGCAAACCUUUGCUCGUCAGUUAAGUCUUUAACGAAAAAUUUUUGCACCGACCUCUUUGGUGUGGGGAUCAAUAAAAAAAAUAGAAGUUGUAUACGCUCGGUUUAAUGUAGGAAACAUCAUAAGUGUGGUUUCAGUCUUUCGCAAUUUAAGGUUUAACUGAGGUUACAUGUAAGAAACACCUCUUUAAGCUUAUUUAAGAAACCAUAGAAACAAGUACGAUAGAUAGAAAUAAUUACUUCCCUUAGUAGAUGUAUUCAGCUGUGGAAUGGGAAAGAAGCAAUUUCUGUAAAAGAAGUGCGUCUAUUUAAACCUGAAGUUGGUUCUCACUUCCGCUUCCAAACUUGAAUCAUAAUCAGAUUUCCUGAUCUACAGCUUUUUAGUUCUUUGUUCAUACUUGGGCUAUUUUCAGCUAAAUUUCACUUAUUAUAAUUCCUAAUUUCAAACUAGAAUUUUUUUCGACAGAAUCUUAGGAAAAUUUGGUUUCUUUCAUUAACCAUCGUUUUACCUUCUCGUAUAGGAAUUUGGCUAUAGAGAUAUUUAAAUUUUUUCCACAAGCAGCUGAAUUCAACUAAAUUUCGGUUUCUUUUGUUCUAUCAGUUGUACCACCUCCUAACACCUAUUUUGUACAUAAGAAUACUAUUGACCUUUCUUAAAAACCACUUAACCUAAACGUUUAGUAUAAAAACAACCACUUUCUAGGCCUAACUUCAUCUUAGAAAAUCUUGGAACCUAUAUAAGAACUAAGAAGCUCAGUAAUAAACCGUCGUUCAAUUCAACUUCCUGUGUACCUCGACGUCCUUAAAAAUCUGUACGCUCUUCAGACGAAAACAAAAAAAGAAGAAGAAGCUUGAGUUCGUCUGUGUUUAUCAUAAAACAGGUUCGUAGGCAUAAUUAGUGGUUUUUGUCAGUAUGGGCCAAAAUUUGUAUAAUACAAACUAGCAAUGGUUACUACUAACAGCUGUCCGCGGCAUAAUAAUCUGGAUUGUGCCCAAACAGAGCCAUAAUUUUCGACUAAGAGAGAAUAAUGGACAAAGAGUGAAUUUUAGGGCGUCGGCCGCCAGGAUAUGCGAAUUUCACUAAAGUUAUUCUGAGAGGUUGUAAUUAAAUAAAAGUCUUAUUUCUGAGACGUUCGCACAUUUUAAUCGAUAAUUGUUCGAAACGCACGUCAUCAAGUCCAAGAGUGCCUGCGACUGCCUCAAAGAAAACAAUGCAGAAUAUUGUAAUAACGAAUGUUGAAUAGUGAGAUUUUAAGUUUAAAAACUCAGAUUGAAUUAUAAUCUUAAUUAAUUGAUACCGUAUAUUUCUUUUAUUAUUGUCUGAGAAGCCUGGAAAUGCGUUUUGUUUUCUCAAAAAUAAAUCACAAACAGCGGCGAUAAACAUUGAGAGCUUUGGCUCGAUGGAGUUCCUGCUCGGUUAUUGAAGGAUGCAGCAAAUGAACUAUCUGAGUAGAACCAUUGUCUAUCUCAUAAAUUCAUCAAUUUCUACCUGUAUGAUACCAUCAGAAUGGAAAAGUGCGAACUCGAGGUAACUCCAAUUUACAAAUCUGGAGAUAAGAACGACCCAAAUAAUUAUCGCCCGAUUUUAGUUCUUCGUGUUGAUUUCAAAAGUAAUAAUAAUAAUAAUGAUUUGGAGGUAGCACAUCCACAAAGUGGUUCUUCGUCUACCCUAUUCCUACUCGUAUUGGGAUUUGGAAAUGUUGGUUCUUGAGGAGAGGGGAAAACUGGAGUACCUGGAGAAAAACCUCUUGGAGCAAAGGAGAGCACCAACAACAAACUCAACCCACGUAUGGCGUGGACGCCGGGAUUUGAACCCGGGCCACAUUGGUGGAAGGCGAGUGCUCUCACCACUGCGCCAUCCCUUGCUCCCCAAGUAAUGGAACGUGCAAUUCAAUCACAGCUUGUGGCAUUUCUUACAAAAACAAUUCCUUAUCAGUACAUCAAUCAGGAUUCCGGAAGAAACUUGCCACCGAAACUGCCACUGUACAUUUUGUCGAUCACAUCUUAGAACAAAUGGAUAAACAGAGGAUUACUAGGUCCAUUUUCAUAGAUCUAAAAAGAGCGUUACUUUUUAUCUCGUUGACUACCAUUGUGUGCUGCAUAAAGUAGGACAUUAUGGAAUUAGAGGGAAAAGUCUGAACUGGUUUAAACACUAUCUUACUACUCGAACCCAGAAGGUCAAAUAUAACCAAGACGUGUCAUCCAGUCUAGCAAUUGCGUAUGAGGUCCUUCAAGGAUCCAUACUGGGCCCGAUACUGUUUGUCAUAUACAUCAAUGAUCUCCCGCAAAUUUUGCUGAAGUCAUCGAUAGGCAUGUGUGCCGACGAUACGGUUAUCUACUCCUCUGACUCCAGCGCAGAAAUCAUCAAACAGGUUCUACAAAACGAUCUAAACAAUGUUGAACAAUGGUUAUAGCGAGGAAAAAGCUCGUACUCAAUCAAAUGAAACCUCUUCAGCAGUACUUUCACACGGUACUAUUUGCUAAAUAGUAAAUUAGUUUCCAAAUCUUAAAUAACAAAUUAGUUUCAAAAUUUUUCCCAAAUGAAAUUUGGAGUUUUUGUCUUAUUUGACUUCGGUCACUUCGGGGAGUGAAAGAGUUAACGUUCAUAACAUUGAAUUUGAACUGCCACUAUGGUAGGACAUUUCCGAAAAAUGAUUUUUUGUUUACUUAGCCUCUUCCCAUAAAAAAAAAACAGACGAUCAGUGCUUUCUGUUUACACUGGGAACCCUUCUGGAACUGAACCGAUCAAGAUUACCCCAGAACGUGGAGCCGGUGCAGGUAUACAAUGUGGAGCUGUUCUAGGACCAAGGUUUAUUGAGAAAAGCAAUGCUCUCGAUGUCGAUGAGAGAGACGCGCGCGGUCAGGUUAUACAUGUAGCUCUCGCCUCCAAAUUGAUAUGGCCUGGGUUCGAAUCUUGGACACGAUGCCAUACGUGGAUUGAUUUAUUUUGAGUGGUAUACGUUAAAAGAACGGAAGUUUGACGGGAGAUGCUAAAAAACGAAGGUUGAGCGUCGCAGGGAUUAUGUAGGAACCGCUCUUGAACAUCACUACGAUUGCAGCGAUCACCAAGUGACGAUCUCUAAUACUAUCAUGGAAACCAGACUAAAGUUACAUGAAGUGGAGCUUAGCUGCUUAUGAAGUGGAACGUGGUCUCACUUCCUCACUUUGAUAGCGGGAGUUAAAUGAGUGGGUAUGUCUGCUCAAGAGGAACUGCGACUGGGCUUAUUUGACUUGGCUCGCGCUAAGUUAGUCGAAGCACACAAGCUUAUGGACGAAGCAUGUGAACUCAUUAACCAGGGCCUUGAUAAUCUUAAACCUGAAACGUCAGCCGCUGAAAAGUUGUCGAAAACCCUAGACUCGGAUGUCCACGUUGGCAGCACGAUUAAGUUGAACGUCGGUGGAAAGAUAUAUAAAACAACACUGGAGACCUUGAAAAAAGAUCCAGAUUCUAUGCUGUGUGCGAUGUUUUGCGGAAGGCAUGUAGUGAAACCAGACCCCGAAGAUGGCGCAUAUUUUAUUGACCGCGAUGGUAAACUUUUCAGGUAAGUUUGCAUGUGCCAUAGAACGUAAAGUUAAAACGAACUUUACCCUCACUAAGAAGUAAAAGAAACGAUAUACUUUCUCCGUGAGCAGAACUGCGGAGUAUUGCCUUGCCGUUACUAGGUGCUAUUCAUUAUGACAUUUGAAAUAAUAUUCCUUGAGUGAGUGCAUGUGGUAAAAACGUGUUUUGUACCUGCCUUGUGCUUAUGAUCUUAUCCUUGAAAAACGUAAUAUUUAACACGCAAUAACAGUGGACUUGAUGUACGAGAUCAUCGGUUUAAAAACCGCUCGUUUCCGUCCAGCGAUUAUUAAAAAUUCCACUCCAGGAAGCGUCUUCGAAAAUAAACGCCGUUUAAGAUGAGAAAGAAGGAAAGCUCCCUGUUUUUUUCUUUUUUCUGUUUUUUUUUAAAUUGGAUAUGAGGGGACGCCCGGACUUUACCGUAAACGAAGCCCAACGUGCGACAGCGUAGCGAGCGUGGGUCACGUGAUUGCAAUAUCUCUAAUAGCGACUUCUUGUCUGCACGUGCCGGCAACACGUUUUUCCUUUUUCCUUGCUUGGUGGCUAUAUGUACAGUUUCUACAGAAAUGAUUCGGUGACUGUUACAAUUUGAAGGAUUCUUCCUGCCAGGAGCACGCAAAUGGUAAAACCGAAAUACCAUAUAUAAGUUGAAAUUUCAAAAACGUAAGUUUUUGAAUCUGUUUUAUGCAAAUCUUCGACUGUUUUAAUUGAAUGUUUACACAAGUGAACGUUGCUAGCAGCAUGAAUUCUAACAUCAGGAGCCAAUAUUUAAUACUACGAACGAAUAUCGAUUUCUGGCGUUACUGCUAAUGCAAGUCGAACAACGCUCAAAAUAAGUACGAGCAAAUCGAGAUUGUAAACAAAAAACUGAGCUAGAUUAAUUCGAUAAAUAUGAUUAUAAACGCGAAAAUUUCAAAACACGACUCUUCCGAGUAACGUGCGUUACUCGAAAGGUAAUGUCAAACCCUCAGCCUCCCUGAACAUUUUGUAGCGGAUGUGACUAAAAACAUGGUUGUUUGUGCGAGGACUGAUUAUUCACGAAACGGACUGAAAGAAAGAGCUUCUAACAAAUAACAAUUGAAAAAAGAGAUUGCCAUGUCAGCGGUUACAUAGAAAACGGAGCACGCAUUUGUCUUUUGAUUCUACAACAUUAAAAACUUUGUUUUGUUUAUUUCUAACCUAGUAAAUAAUAAAUGUUACGCUUAGGUACAUUUUGAACUAUCUUCGAAAUGGCGAGUUCCUUUUCCCAGAAAACAAAAUUCUCAGGAAAGAACUACUUAACGAAGCCGACUUUUAUCAGAUUCAAGGGAUAAUCGGUCAACUAAGUGAAAACUUAACCAAACUAUCCAAAAUAAUAAAGAAUGAAGAUCAUGGCUUCACUGUCAUGUCAUGGUUGCCUCCUUGUGCUUCUUGUACCUUGCUGUUCCGAGCCAGGAUCGACGGAAAGACUGCUGCGGACUUUCACCGUUGCUGUGACAACAAAGGGCCUACCCUUAUAGUGAUACAAAGUGGAGUAUACAUCUUUGGCGGCUACACAUCAAAGUCAUGGACAUCACGUAUGUGCUCCAUCAAUUUGUAAAAUAUUUCAGACUUAAGAUUUAUGUCAGUAGAGAUAAACCUUGUCCCUCGGGUGUACAUGGCGUGCAUCAUCAUUAUCAUCAUCGUCAUCAUCAUCAUCAUCGUUAUCAUCAUCAUCAUCGUCAUCAUCAUUAACAUCAUCAUCAUCAUCAUCAUUAUCAUCAUCAUCACCAUCAUCACCACCACCACUACUACCACCACCACCAUCAUCAUCACCAUCAUCAUCAUCAUCAUCAUCAUCAUCAUCAUCAUGAGUAUCAUCAUCAUCAUCGUCAUCAUCAUCAUCAUCAUCAUCACCAUCAUCAUCAUCAUCAUCAUCAUCAUCAUCAUCAUCGUCAUCAUCAUCACCAUCAUCACCACCACCACUACUACCACGACCAUCAUCAUCAUCACCAUCAUCAUCAUCAUCAUCAUCAUCAUCACCAUCGUCAUCAUCAUCAACAUCAUCAUUAUCAUCAUCAUCAUCAUCGUCAUCAUUAUAAACGUUAAAGGCCCACCAAAAGGAUUUCUGUUCAGGAUUUCGCUCUUUUGUAAAGGAAACAUUAAAAUACUACCUAAAAGAGCAAGUACUAUUUUUUUUUUCUUAUGAUAUUUAUUCACAUAGCCCAAGCAACGCAGUACUACAUUGUUGAAACUGAGAAUGAAUGGUAUCAUGCAAUCCAUUAAUCAAUCAUCAAUUUUUAAUUUCAAUUAACAAUUCUAUUAUUGAUCAAGUAUAAACUAUUUUUCUUGAACUUCAGACUAAUAUCCAUUGUAUACAAGGUUCAGAAAAUCUCCUAACUAAUUUCUUUUGAAAUGUUGGUCCUUAGGGGUGCAUUUUGGCUGUUUUAUUUAUUUAUUUAUUGUUUAUUGUUUAGCUUCCUCCUUAAUCACCUUUGCUGACACUGAAUCCUUUUUGUUUACACUGGUCAAUCCUGCUGGGAACCAACCGGUAAAGCUUACCUCAAAACCAGGUGGCGGAAUACGAUGCUGUAGUGGUAGGGGACCAGCUUUCGGUAAUAAGAGCUACUACGACCUCAAAAUUUGGGACGGAAAUCAAGCAGGUUACCUUGAUCUCGGCUACGGUUUCAACUUUCCCAGUUCCGAGAACAAAACAGAAUACUUCACUGGCUCUGACGGUUUUGUGGUUACGGAAUUAGAAGUUUAUAAAGUGGGGUUUAAGAGUAAACUUAGCACUUGA
Messenger RNA from Porites lobata, 8395 nucleotides. NCBI's taxonomy places the organism in Eukaryota, Metazoa, Cnidaria, Anthozoa, Scleractinia, Poritidae. The record is from the annotation of a GenBank genome assembly.